CGUCAACUCAUCAUCUCUAAGGCUCGAUCGAACCUGCCGAGCAUGCUCACUUCAGCACAGCUUGAUCCGUUCAACUGAGCUGCUGCCUGCGAUGUGAAUCCAUGUCCAUUGCAUACCAAACCCCAGCAUGCCUCGCCAACUUCCCUGGAAAAUCAAGAGUGCGACAACCCCCCAAGCUUCAUCGCAUUCAAAACUUGCGGCCACGGCUACUUCGUCGGCUACCCACAGUCCUAAUCCACGUCCACGCCCCACUCCAACCCCGAAAACAGAGGCAACACCAGGCUCUAGCAGUAAAUCAAGGCUCAGUUUGGGUCGCACACCGAUUCGAUCUCCGUCCACCUCGCCACCCCCAGAGCCACUCAAAGAAGAAUUCAUGAUAGAGGGCAUUGACCAUGAUGACAAGUAUCGUAUGGUUGAAGACGAAUUCCUCGCAGUGGCCGGCGACUUCACGCGGCACCUCCACACUGUCGAGUACCAGCGACUGAAGAACCAGGCAAAGUCGCAGAAUGCCGAAACCAUUCAGAAUAUAUCACGCCCGGUCACGGGCGAGAUGACGGACCUGGUGAAGAGGCGCCACGCUGCCCUUGACACCGCAGCCAAACAGCGGAAGGGCAUUACAAGGGUGCUGGGCAAACGAGCGGCUGGUGACAACUUAACAAGUGAAGACGAAUCAACUCGGCCGCGUCAGCCAACAUCUUUGCAGGGCUUGAUGGAUAGUCCGCGCAAGCUCGCGGCGCCUUUGACUUUAUCUGGUGCUGGCACACGAGUCAGUGCGGGCUUUCCAAGACUGACAGAGGCCAGCCCAACGAGGCGGUCGGGGCGUCCAGACACUUCUGCCAAGCGGGAGCCUACGCCGGACUUGGAUAACAAUCUCUACGACCAACCUCCCUGGCCAUUGAAGGUUGAGCAGAGGGCGGGAAGGGCACUGAUGCGACAAGGCACACCUACAGGAGCUACUGACAAAAUAAAAGCCGAGUUUCAAACCCAUAAUAUUGAACUUAGUGGCGUACUCAACCAUCAAAGACCGGCGGGUCGCACAGGUGAUGCCAUUCUAAACACCAGUGACGAAGACGACGAUCUGUUUUCCCGCCUACGGUCCCGUCGCACAGAGCAAAAACGACGACGCGAAUCAAAGAUCCGCGAAAAUGCCAUCAAGUCAUCUGAGAGCCAAACUGCAUCUCUCAACGAAAUCCCCUUCAUAUAGCUACGGCUGAACGGUCGCGAGACAUGCGCCACACAUUCAACGUGACAGAACCAAAAUGAAGUACCACCAGUAUCGCGAUAUAAGAAGGCUAUCCCUCAAAGGGCGUCUCGAACGGCCUCUCGGCCUGGGGUGUAAUCCUCGCC
Messenger RNA from Canariomyces notabilis, 1347 nucleotides. RefSeq lists its product as uncharacterized. NCBI's taxonomy places the organism in Eukaryota, Fungi, Ascomycota, Sordariomycetes, Sordariales, Chaetomiaceae. The coding region runs from base 128 to 1204 and encodes 358 amino acids. The record is from RefSeq and is a predicted model, not a curated record. The transcript is spliced from 4 exons.